Messenger RNA from Cucumis melo (muskmelon), 1502 nucleotides. RefSeq names its product F-box protein CPR1-like. The record is from RefSeq and is a predicted model, not a curated record. The coding region runs from base 91 to 1257 and encodes 388 amino acids. The transcript has a single exon. Gene Ontology annotation, molecular function: protein binding. NCBI's taxonomy places the organism in Eukaryota, Viridiplantae, Streptophyta, Magnoliopsida, Cucurbitales, Cucurbitaceae.
UCCUUCUCUCUUUUUUCUUCUUCUUCUUCUUCUUAUUCAACCUCUCGAAAUUUCAGCCAAAUUUUUAGCCUCAAUACGAAUCUUCCUCCGAUGUUAGAUUUUCUCCCGCCGGAGAUUUUGUUCUACAUCUUCCUUAAACUCCCCUCCAGAACCCUCAUCCUCUGCACCUGCGUUUCAAAACCAUGGAGAUCUCUCAUCACCGACCCCGCUUUUCUCCUCUCUCACCUCAAUCAAUCCAACACCAAUCGCCACCACAAUCGCCUCCUUCUCCUCCGCCGCUGCUACUCCACCGGCACCAAGAAAGCCGAGCGUUACUCUCUGCAUUUCGAUUCCGAGACCUUGGGGAUAUACAAGGAAUUGAAGCUUCCAUAUGUUAAUUGGAACCAGAACUUUAAACUCGUAGGUUCUUCCAAUGGAUUAUUGUGUUUGUUAGGUCAGAAUGUUUUCUUCUGGAAUCCUUCGAUUCAACGGUUUCUCGCUCUUCCUUGGCCUAGCGAUAUCUUCACUGUUUACGGCUCGCCCUACAAAUAUGCGCUUGGAUUUGGCUUCGAUUCUCGCGCAAACGACUUCAAAUUAGUCAGGUUAGUUUAUAUUGAAGGUGGACCGCCUGUUUAUGAUUACGAACUUCCUCCUAGGGUUGAAUUGUAUCAGCUUAGUACUGGUUCUUGGCGACAAAUUACCGAUUCUGCUCCUUGUUAUGAAAUACUUAAAUCACAAUGGACACAGAUUUUCAUGAAUGAAGCUGUUCAUUGGAUUGCCUUCAUCCGAAAUCGCAGAGGAUUUCGAUGUGUGAUUUUGAGGUUUCAUAUGGAUGGUGAAUAUUUCAGCACAAUUCCCCUUCCGGAUUGUUUGGUGAAUGAAUUUCCACAGAAUUUGAAAGUUGCUGUGCUUGGAGGAGAACUAUGCGUUCUUCAAUGUGGUUGGUAUCCUUUUGGUAACAGAUACGUUUCGUCUGUUUGGAUGCUGAGAAAAUAUGAUGUUGUUGAAUCUUGGACAAAAAUUCUGAGUGUUGAUCCAUCUCAAGGGCUGGGAAUGGCUUUGGGUUGUAGAGAAAAUGGGGAAAUGCUUAUGACAUCUAGAAAUGGAGAAUUGGUUUCAUAUAAACCUGAGAAUCAAAUUGUGAAGGGACUUGGGAUUCGUGGAGCUCAGGAUUCAUUUUUUCUUGAUACAUUUGUUGAGAGUUUAGCUCUUCUUAAUGAAGGGAAAAGAAUUGUGAAGGAAGAUUAUGAAGAUGAAGAUUGGGAGCUUGAAUCCUAAUCCUAAUACACUCUCACUUGAAGCUUUGAAGCUUGGUAAGAAGAUCAAUAGUUGUUGGUAUAAAUUUUUUUUAUUGAAAUGAAAAUGCUAUGAUUGAAAUUGUAUAUGUAAUUUAUAGUUGUCUUGGAGAUCUUGUGUUUUUAUGUAUGAUAAAUUGAAAAUUGUAUACUUGGUGUUCCAUUUGAUUGAGUUCAUGAAGACUUUACACAAAAUAAAGCUUCCUAGUUAGGGACUGUGUUUGUUCA